Molecule: messenger RNA, 420 nt
Organism: Porites evermanni
Lineage: Eukaryota; Metazoa; Cnidaria; Anthozoa; Scleractinia; Poritidae
Source: the annotation of a GenBank genome assembly
GUGACUGAAGCAAGACCCUGUAUCAAAUACGUACUACAAAAAUACGAAUUGGAACAAUUAACCGAAUACGCGCAAGUGGACCAUUCUAGAUUGGCUAUGAAAAGCUCAAUGGAUCGUCGCGAUGCCAUAUCAAAACUAAAGACAAAUCUUGACAGAAUCAUGGAGGAAACUGAGAAUAUUUUGAGAAAUGAAAAAGCGGUUACCUCGUCGCAUCUAUUCGCGAGUAGAAAGGCUAGUUAUUCGGCGAGUGGUACAAAGCAGGAGCCUGUGGCUGGCAUUAACGAAAGAUCGGCAUCAAAACUCGAGGUUAUCAACGUUUUACAGCAGAUUCUUCAAAAGCAAGAGGAACUAACAGUCGUGGAAUAUACAGUCAACAACAGCAGGUUCAAAGUCCUUGUGAUCGAAGAUACCGAACUAUAA